This is a messenger RNA of Zophobas morio, 1185 nucleotides long. Its product is annotated as zinc finger Y-chromosomal protein-like. The record is from RefSeq and is a predicted model, not a curated record. Gene Ontology annotation, molecular function: RNA polymerase II transcription regulatory region sequence-specific DNA binding; DNA-binding transcription factor activity, RNA polymerase II-specific. Bases 1 to 1185 code for a protein of 394 amino acids. The transcript has a single exon. Gene Ontology annotation, biological process: regulation of transcription by RNA polymerase II. NCBI's taxonomy places the organism in Eukaryota, Metazoa, Arthropoda, Insecta, Coleoptera, Tenebrionidae.
AUGUGCGACAAAAAACGUUUCGACUGCGAAAACUCCACCAUCGAGGCUUAUUUUUGCAAAGGGUGCACCUUCCAAACUGACCUGACUCUUCUCUUCAAGCACCACAGACACGCUAAAAGUGACAACGAAAACUACACAAUUCAGACGUACGUUUGUGAAGAUUGUAACUUUGAAACAAACUUCUCGUUGAAAUACCUUCAACAUACAACGUUGUGUUUGGCGAAUGAAAAUAAAAUAAGCGAGCUAUACAGACACAGAUGUACCAAGUGUCCGUACAUAUCCAAGUACAAAUCAAACUUAAGGAAACACACGAUUUCGCGUCACUUGAAGCACCAAGACAUCAAGUGGUACGAAUGUACAAAGUGCCCCUACAUAAGCAAAUUCAACUACAAUGUAAUGAAACACAACAGGAUUCGACACACCGAUAAAAACCCAAAAUGGUUCAAAUGCAAGAAGUGUCCCUUCAAAAGCAAGUACAAGUCGGCUUUAACAAGCCACUUAAAAGUGCGUCAUGUGGAUACCACAAAUAUUAAAUGGUAUGAAUGCAAGUUAUGUCCGUACACAACCACAGUCCUGUUCAAUUUGCAAAGUCACAACAUCAAUCGCCACCUAGACCACCAAAAAAUCAAGUGGUUUCGCUGUGAGGAGUGCCCCCAUAAAGCUAAAAGCAAAUCGGCGCUAAAAACCCAUGUAAUCGCGCGACACUUGGACGAGCACGACAUUCACUGGCACGAAUGUGAAAAGUGCCCAUACCGAGCCAAACAACGUUCAAAUUUAAAUAGACACAUGAUUACCCGUCAUAUGAGUGACGGUGGUGGUGAUAAACAGAGCAUUGAGUGGUACGUAUGCAACCAGUGCACCCUUAGAACUAAGUAUAAGUCGGUUUUUAAAAGACACAACAUUGUACGUCAUGGAGAUGUUAAAUUGUACGAAUGUAAAGUGUGUCCGUACAAAACCAAGGACAAUUAUGAUUUGAAGGAUCACAUCAUCAGGUACCAUGUGGUCGGGCUGAAAAUGAAAAAGUAUGAGUGCGAAAAGUGUCCAUAUAGGACUCAACGGGCUUCAAAUUUGGAAGCACACGUAGCAAAACAACAUUCGGUUGAAGAUAAGUCGGGGAAAAUCGAGUUAAAGAGCGACAUAAAUGCGCGGAUGAAGAGAUUGUUAAAUGUAGCGACUGCAAAAUAA